AGAUCCUGAAACACACAGGUAGAUCACGACAGCGCAUGUGAGGAUCAGAGAAAGAUUAUUGGAUUUAGACUACAUAUUUACCGGUUAACUGCUUAAAUAUUUCAUUUUGUGAAUAAUUUAGACGCACUAAAGGAUUCAGAGAGGAGUUGUGAUUUGUUGGAAAGCCCUCCGUCGACGUCGCUGGAUGUUUUAACGCCAACAUGGAUCACUUGUAUCGGGGCGUGUGUGGGUAACACAAAGCUGUCACCGACUGAAGACCUGAAGUAUUUUGAUUAAGGAAAGUUUGGCCAGGUUAUGCUGAUGGACCAGGACACUCAGUGGCUGUACUCACUCCUGACUGAGGUCCAGCUGGAGAAGUUCUACCUGCGCGUCAGAGAUGGACUCAACAUCACGCGCAUCGAUCACUUCGCCUACGUGAAGGAGAGCGACCUGGAGAGUAUCGGAAUCAGCAAACCUGCUCAAAGAAGACUAUGGGAGGCUCUAAAACGCUUCAAGAUAAAAUCACGAUCGCGGCUGCCGAAGCAAUUAAGUCAAGGUCAGGACGGGCCGGAGCAGCUGGGUGGAGGCGUGCCGGCUCAGAUUCAGGAUGGGGGGAGCCGUGCUCUGCCCUGUCUGAUCCAGGACAGCGAGCUGACUCUGGGAGAGAAGCUUGGCUCGGGGUCUUUCGGGGUGGUGAAGAAGGGAGAGUGGCACACACCUACUGGGAGAGUGUUGCCUGUAGCAGUAAAGUCCCUGAGGAGCAGCGCGUCCAGGCAGACGGACUCACUGACCGACUUCCUCCAAGAGGUGACCACCAUGCAGUCGUUGGACCACCCCAACAUCAUCCGCCUCUAUGGUGUGGUGCUCACACAGCCCCUCAAAAUGGUAACAGAGUUGGCCCCCUUAGGCUCGCUGUACGACACUCUGCGCUCACGUCAGUACCAGUACCCUCUGGUCCGCCUCUGGCUCUUAGCCACUCAGAUUGUGGCGGGGAUGGAUUACCUGGAGACCAAAAGGUUCAUCCACAGGGACCUAGCUGCGAGGAACGUGCUGCUGGCAUCCAGGGAGAUGGUGAAGAUCGGGGACUUUGGCCUCAUGAGAGGCUUGAGCCAGGAGGCCGAUCACUACAUCAUGGCAGCACACAGGAGGAUCCCGUUUGCAUGGUGCGCUCCAGAGAGUCUCCGUAUCGGCUCGUUCUCCCACGCCUCCGACGUGUGGAUGUUUGGUGUCACCCUGUGGGAGAUGUUCACCUACUGUGAGGAGCCCUGGUUCGGUCUGUCAGGCAGACAGAUUUUGUGGCGUGUGGAGCGGGAAGGAGAGCGCCUGGAGAAACCGCCGGAUUGCCCCCAAGAGCUGUACGCUGUGAUGAGGAAGUGCUGGGCCUGCAAUCCGAACGACAGACCCACCUUUGCUCAUCUUUCUACGAUGGUUGCAGAGGCUAAACCAAUGGAGGUACAAGCAACCAGAGACUUUGCUGAACCCAGGAAACUCGCCCUCGUGGCCAACGACCUUGUGACCGUCAUAGACCAUGGUCUGGAGUUGUGUGAGUGGAGAGGUCAGAACCACAGGACGCUAACAGUCGGCUGGUUUCCUGCCAGCCUCUCUGUGCCUGUUCUCCCUCCUGCUGUCGCCACUGGCAACGCUGCACCCAACGCUGCUUCAAACACCCCCCACAUCUCAGUCCCACUAAGGGGCAGCCUGCAACACACCGGGCAUGGAGACAUCAAACCUGAUCGCACCUGGGGAACACCUCAGGGCCUGGAAGAGAAUAACAGCUGGAGGCUGAGGGAGAAGGAGGGAACCAAUCUGCAGAAAAUGGCAGGAAUGUCUCUGAGCCUGGAGUCCGUCCUGAGCGGACAACGUCCUCGGGCUCACACAGUAGGCGCGUUCCGAGUGGAUCACCAGGGCCGACUGCUGCCCCUCGUAAUGGGGGCUCACAGUAUGGAGAUGCGGAAGGACCCACGCCGCUUCAGCGAGGCCAGCCUUGCCCCCCCUCCCCGUCCACCGCCUCCCAACUUAAAGCACCUGAAAAUGAAAGCACAGAGGAGGCCCAGCAUUCAGCCUCUCCCUGGGACCCCAUGGCCUCCACAGGUGGUCAUGCCCCCUCCGGCGCAGACUCAACCUCCACCCCAGCACCUACCUCAACCUCAGCCGGGCAUCGGGGGUUCAAACCUGCCUAAAAUGUCCAACAUGGCACGCUCGACCCCGCAGUUGGAUGACGUCACGGACAGAGAGAGGGAACGAGUCAGAGAAAGAGACAAGUCACCUCAGAUGCACACCACGAGGGACAGCCUCAUCGCACAGGUUAUGGAGGCCGUACAUGGAGCGACCGUUGAAGAGGUUCAUGUUGCACUUCAACGGAAUGACUGGAACCCUGUGAGAGCCGAACAACAACUCAAGUUGGAGCAGCUGUACUCGCUGAGCCUCUGCUCCAGAGAGGACUGUCUUAAGAUCCUCUCCAGGUACCAGUGGAACCUGCAGUUGGCCAGCCGCUACCUGAUCCGAUGGUCACGGGACGACAGACAAGGAACUGGAGAGAGGGAGCGACCCCAAAUUAACAAUGAAAGACGCGUCUGAGGGGAUCUUUCAGGCUGAUGUCCCCUUACUGUAAAUAAACGAGGGCUGACUUCUUAGCAACAUCUUGACACACUCUUACACCAGAGAGACCCACUUUCAUCGUCCAGCUCGAUGAGGGGAACAGCUGGGAGGUCAGAUGCAUAGACUACUGUAGAUGGUUGAAUGUCAAAAGAAAACAACUUUGAAACACAUGAAAUGAAAAGAAGACAAUGUUUUAGACUCUGUUUUUUAUACUUUCAUAAUACACUAUCCAGCACAUUAUGUCUUUUCUUGCAAAUAGUUUUUGUACUUUAAUACAUUUGUAAAUACUGUUUUAGAAAUUGUUUUAUUGAAUAAAAGUGAUGAUCUGGUCUUAAUAUGAA
This is a messenger RNA of Labrus mixtus (cuckoo wrasse), 2918 nucleotides long. It is a transcript of the gene tnk1, whose product is annotated as tyrosine kinase, non-receptor, 1. Gene Ontology annotation, biological process: protein phosphorylation. Gene Ontology annotation, molecular function: ATP binding; protein tyrosine kinase activity. The transcript is spliced from 14 exons. Lineage: Eukaryota; Metazoa; Chordata; Actinopteri; Labriformes; Labridae. Bases 295 to 2556 code for a protein of 753 amino acids. The record is from RefSeq and is a predicted model, not a curated record.